Branchiostoma floridae (Florida lancelet) is the source of this 1126-nucleotide messenger RNA. Its product is annotated as dynein light chain 4, axonemal-like. The transcript has 3 exons. Gene Ontology annotation, cellular component: dynein complex. The record is from RefSeq and is a predicted model, not a curated record. Gene Ontology annotation, biological process: microtubule-based process. The coding region runs from base 207 to 533 and encodes 108 amino acids. NCBI's taxonomy places the organism in Eukaryota, Metazoa, Chordata, Leptocardii, Amphioxiformes, Branchiostomatidae. Gene Ontology annotation, molecular function: dynein light intermediate chain binding; dynein intermediate chain binding.
CGCCACAACAACAGACAGGUGAGAAACUUUCACGUCUUGGCGGGGUUUUCUCACGAUUCUAACUCCUUCUGAGGAAUCAGACGCGCCCUGUCGCCACAGAAUCGUCCUACAAACAUCCAGGAUUCAGAGAAGACCAUCUGACAGCGCUUGUUGUCGUGUUUACUGUUAGUGUUUACGCCGAAUUCUGGUUGUGGUGGUGAGGAAAGAUGACUGAAGCAGCAGGUGAACCCAAGAAGGAGGAGGCGCACGACUUCAGACGUCUUCACAGCUAUCCGCUCAUCAGGCACUCAGACAUGAAUGAGGAGAUGAGAACAGAAGCCAUGGAGUUGUGUGUGACGGCCUGCGAGAAGUUUGCUACAAAUAACGAGACUGCUGCCCGUAUGGUGAAGGAGAGCAUGGAUAAGAAGUUUGGGUCCUCCUGGCAUGCUGUGGUGGGGGAGGGCUUCGGCUUUGAGAUCACACAUGAAGUCAAGAACCUUCUCUACAUGUUCUUUGGUGGGGAGAAGGCUAUCAUUGUAUGGAAGUGUUCGUAGAGUGAGAACCAUCUUCUGUAUAGUUUAUUAGAUCUAAAUUAAGUGCCUACAGCAACAUUCUUCAGUCCCCAGUGUACAUAUGCUGCCAUUUGGCAUCUCGCAAGUGCUAAUGGUUAGUUGCCUUGACCAAGCUGUCUUUUGAGCAAGGUUGGCAGUACAUAGACUUUCCAUGAAUGUAUGGAAAUGUGUUACCAGGCAAUGUUUUCCUACAGAUACAAUAAGCCCUUCAGUUUUGUUUGAUAAACUUAAACUUGGUUCUUUGAAAUCUACAAUGUUGCCAAUUCUAUCUUUAACUGCAUGUAGCUUGGUUUCAAGUUGAUUCGAAGAUGUACAGUGAGAUGGCACAGUGGUAUUCUGAUAUUGCCACCAUUCAGGUGAAGAUAAAUUUUAUAUCUGUGAAGCACCUCAAAAUUGCUGUGAAAUUUUGGAUUUACAAAAUGUAGUCUUAGAGUGAUACCUUGACACCCCAGAUGUAAAUAUUUAUUUCACACCCAAGUUAAUAUGAAUUCUGAAAAACUUGUAUUGUUUGUAGCAAAUGACAUUGUAUGUUAUAAUAGGUGAAGGAAAAUUAAAGAAAAAAACUUUUCAAUCUA